Perkinsus marinus ATCC 50983 is the source of this 797-nucleotide messenger RNA. RefSeq lists its product as hypothetical. The record is from RefSeq and is a predicted model, not a curated record. Lineage: Eukaryota; Perkinsozoa; Perkinsida; Perkinsidae. Gene Ontology annotation, cellular component: membrane. The annotation marks the transcript as partial. Gene Ontology annotation, biological process: vitamin transport. The transcript has 7 exons. Gene Ontology annotation, molecular function: vitamin transmembrane transporter activity.
CUCGUAUACAUAUCAGCAGUCUCGGUAACUUCCGGCUUCCUGCUGGCCUUAUCGUUCCCUCAAGUAUCGUACACCAAAACACCAUCAUUAACCCAAGUUUUUCGAUCAGUGAAGCGGAUCUACUCUAGCCCAAUAUUCCUCCUUAUGUUGAUGCUAUGGGGUGUACUGACAUCAGUGCACUCUCUAGUAUGGGGCUACGAGACUUCCCUCUACGACUACCUCAAAGUUGAACAACACUACAUUGGAGACUACAAUGGUAUUCUAGCUAGUAGUGGUCUCCUCCUAGGUGCUCUCAGCGCGAUGCUAUCUAAUAACGACUGGGUGUUGGCUCAGCACACAGCUCAUCCUCAUCGUUCCAUGAUCGUAGAAAGCGGCAUCAUAUCGCUGUGCAUCCUCCUCAUGAGCCGGUCUUCGCUGACUAGUCUCACGAUCGGCUUCAUCCUCUACUUUGGCGUGUACACUAUUAUGAACACUACAUUCAUCGGUCAUUGCGGAAGAUUCGCAGAAUCGUCGUUGAGCACCACUGCGUCGGAAAGGAGCCCAUUCGCUGCCCUUUUCACUGCCAACUUUCUCCUCUCGCAGUCCCUACAAACUCUGCUGACUUGGAUUGUCUAUCCUAGUCUCAAGUUGAACGUGCGUCAAGCGUGCGUGCUUAUGUCCUCUUACACAGGGAUUUCUACCAUACUAGCAACUGCCGCAGCGAUGUUGAUUUACGCCACACGUCGACGAUGAGUUUUUAUGUAAACAAUUAUGAACUUUUUCGUUGCAGUAUUGCCGACAAACUGUCUUCUCAUUGA